Molecule: messenger RNA, 1459 nt
Organism: Cynara cardunculus var. scolymus (artichoke)
Lineage: Eukaryota; Viridiplantae; Streptophyta; Magnoliopsida; Asterales; Asteraceae
Product: shikimate O-hydroxycinnamoyltransferase-like
Exons: 3
Coding region: 1-1374 (457 amino acids)
Molecular function (GO): acyltransferase activity, transferring groups other than amino-acyl groups
Source: RefSeq, a predicted model, not a curated record
AUGGGGAUUAGCGGUAAGGGUUUCUCAGUGGAAGUGAUUGAGAAUGUGGUGGUGGGUGCAGAAGAACCAUGGAAUGACCAUUGGUUACCAUUUACAAACCUAGACUUGCUUGUCCCACCUUUUAACGUGGGCUCUUUCUUCUGCUACAACCAACCCUCCCAUGGGAGUUUCGCCACCAUGCUAAGCACCCUGAAAGCUUCUUUAUCUCGAGCUCUAACACUCUAUUACCCCCUCGCCGGUGAGAUCGUAUGGAAUGCAGCUGCCGGAGAGAAUCAAAUUCACUGCAACAACCAAGGCGUUGACUUCAUCUAUGCUGUUGCAGACGUGCAGCUGAAGGAGCUUAAUUUCUACAAUCCAGAUGAGUGCAUUGAGGGUAAACUAAUACCAAAUAAGCCACGUGGCGUGCUUUCUAUCCAGGUUACGGAGUUAAAAUGUGGAGGCAUGGUGAUAGGGUGCAUGUUUGAUCAUAGGGCUGCAGAUGGGUACUCGGCUAACAUGUUUAUCUCAUCAUGGGGAGACCUGGCUCGAUCCGAAACCCCAUCUAUGCUACCCUCCUUUCGGAGAUCCAUCCUCAAUCCAAGGAGCCCAACCACUUAUUCUUCGUCAAUCGACAAUGUGUUUGCUAUAUUCGAACCACCAUCCAAGCCCGAUAAUGAUCAAAACCACGAUGGUCUACUCAUUAACCGUGUAUACUACAUCGAGGGGGGCCAACUUAACAAGAUACAAUUGUUGGCAAAUGAAAAUGGGCUUAGGAGGUCGAAGUUAGAGGCCUUCACCUCUUUCUUGUGGAAGAUAGUUGCCCUGAGCAUGGAAGACUCGGGAUACCGCAACCAGAUGUGCAAUGUGGCAAUUGCAGUUGACGGAAGGCGAAGGGUAAGCGAAGGAGAUGGUGAAGAAAAAGAAAAGCUAAUGGUUUCGCACUUUGGCAAUGUUUUAUCGAUGUCGUGUGGGGCAAAACGAUCACAGGAGUUGAGUAACAUGUCAUUGAGCAACUUGGCUACGGAGGUUCAUGAGUUCUUGCAGACUGCCACCGGGAAAGACCAUUUCCUCGAUUUGAUAGACUGGGUGGAAGAACGGCGGUCGCAGCCGCUAGUGGCAAGGGCGUUUGCCAACAAUGAAAUGUCGGUGAUGGUGUCAUCGGGACAGAGGUUCCAAAUCAUGGACAAAAUGGACUUUGGGUGGGGUAAAGUGGCUUUUGGAUCAUGUCACGUCCCGUCUGAACGGAAAGACAGUUAUGUGAUGACAUUGCCUAGUCCGACCAAUGACAAGGAUUGGGUUGUGUACAUGCACAUGCCAAUGGAACACAUGAACUACAUCGAGACACAUGCUAGUCACGUGUUCAACCCCUUGAAUGCUGAUUACCUCAAGAUUUGACUCACGUUCGAUUGAUGUGUUUUUUGAUUUGGAAAAUGUAAAUUUGUUGUGCUGUUAAAUUAAUAAUAUGCUUUUUCAUUGAAAA